Molecule: messenger RNA, 1079 nt
Organism: Argentina anserina (silverweed cinquefoil)
Lineage: Eukaryota; Viridiplantae; Streptophyta; Magnoliopsida; Rosales; Rosaceae
Product: 20 kDa chaperonin, chloroplastic
Exons: 6
Coding region: 140-898 (252 amino acids)
Biological process (GO): positive regulation of superoxide dismutase activity
Cellular component (GO): mitochondrial matrix; chloroplast
Molecular function (GO): protein-folding chaperone binding; protein folding chaperone; transition metal ion binding
Source: RefSeq, a predicted model, not a curated record
GCAGUUCUAGAAUUCUCUGUUAUCGUCUCAUAAAACCUCGCCUGCAGACUCCAAAGUGUUUUAGGGUUUUAUCUUCUUCACUAUAACAAGGCCACUCAAGCUCUCUCUCUCUCUCUCCAAAUCCCAAAUUUCAUAAGAAAUGGCCACAGCUCAGCUCACAGCCUCGUCAAUCUCAGCCAGAAGCUUGGCCUCAUUCGAAGGGCUUAGACCCUCAAACGCCAAGUUCGGUUCUCCAGCUUCUGUGUCACUUAUGGGCCACCGCUCCUUCCGCGGCCUCGUCGUCAAGGCCGCCACCACCGUUGCUCCCAAGUACACUUCGAUCAAGCCUUUGGGCGACAGAGUACUUGUGAAGAUCAACACAGUGGAGGAGAAAAGUUCUGGUGGAAUUUUGCUCCCGACCACUGCUCAGACAAAGCCUCAAGGAGGUGAAGUGGUUGCUGUUGGUGAGGGAAAAACCAUUGGGAAAACAAAAGUGGGAAUCAGUGUCGAGACCGGUGCAGAAGUUGUAUAUUCCAAAUAUGCUGGAACAGAGGUGGAGUUCAAUGGUACAAAGCACCUUAUUUUGAAGGAUGACGACAUUGUUGGUAUCCUUCAGACAGAUGAUAUCAAGGAUCUUAAACCCCUGAAUGACAGAGUCCUAAUCAAGGUUGCUGAGGCUGAGCAAAAGACUGCUGGAGGUUUGUUGCUGACAGAGGCAAGCAAGGAGAAACCCUCUAUUGGCGAGGUGAUUGCUGUUGGACCCGGUUCUGUUGACGAGGAAGGCAACAAUAAACCAUUAAGCAUCAGCAAGGGGAGCACAGUAUUGUACUCCAAGUAUGCUGGGAAUGACUUCAAGGGCAAAGAUGGUUCUGAAUACAUUGCUUUGAGGGCUUCAGAUGUCAUUGCAAUCCUUUCUUAGUUGUCCAAUUAGAUGUUGUCACCCGUUUGUAUUUUUGACAUGUCUCGCAGAGCUUCUAAACAAUUCUGAUUACAUGGUUCAAGCCCUUAAGCGCUUCAGGUGUCAUUUCUGUACCUUUGGGAGACAAAAAAUAACACUGGGAAUAUAAUGAUUGUUGCAGUUGUGGCAAAUUUGUUAUCAA